AUGGUUACAGUUUUGCGAACGCCAGUACGCGUGCUUUCCCUCGAGGUCAUGAGCGCAAUCUACUAUGAUCUCAGAGAUGCGUGCUAUUUCCCCAAGAUUGUUCAAGGUAAGCCGGAGCAAAUUGACUGGACAAUGUACGAGAAUAUGAAUGCAUGCACAUCCAAUUUCAUUGCAGAAGCUUUUGCACAGGUCGGACACCAACUGUCCCUUGAUCAACAGAACCGUACAGGCAGAAUGUAUAUCGCUCUUGACCGUCUUCAAUGGAAAAUAUUUGCCAUUUGUGCACACUCGAAAGCAUUCCGAAAUGCAAUACAGAGCGUGAAUAGUACAGACUGGGAUAGUAUCCUUGCAUUGAUCUCUCAGGAGAAGCGCAGCAUCGAGACCUUUGCUCGUAGUCGCGACUUGGAUUGGCGUGGUCCCCUUCUUCCUUAUGCGGGAGAUCCGUGGCCUGGACUUCAAGAGGCAUUGACACCUGAUAUUAACCUAGCAACAGGGCACCCGCAUCAUAUAGUGCAGACUGAGGAUGGUGGCCUCCGCCAGCCAGUAUUCCCAUGGACAGAAGACGGUGAACUCCAACCCAAUAUGCAUGGAAAUUUCCUCCAUCCUUCCUUCCCCAAUGAGACUGCAGUUGCAAGCAAACGCAAUGAGAACUUUAGAGAAUGUUUUCUCUGUCGGAAAAACACCUGCAAGUGCAAACCCAUGUUUGUGCCAGCAGACUUCAUUGAACUCCGAGAGUAUGCUGGCAAGGGGCCGCCCUUGAUUGAGUUGACCGUUGGCGACCACUUCGCGAAAAUAGUGGCCGAACAUGGAGAUCGAACAGCGUCAGCAUUCUUGCCCCCAUCAAAACAAUGGACGUUUUGGUCAACCAGACUAACUGUCUCUUCAAGCGUCGUUUCGAAGCACCAGAACGAUCGCGUCACGUAUGCCUCCCUUGACGCCAGAAGCAAUGCAUUUGCUCGGGGAUUAGAAUCGGUACCACUCAAUCCGUCCUUUAAUGCCACGCAAGUCGUCUCUGCCCUGAGCCACCUUGAGGCGAGCCACCUGAUCAUCAGCGCCGAAUCGAACCUACCUCGCAAAGACCCUCGCAGUAACGUCAAACUUCUCGAGCUUAUGGUCGAAGACCUUUUCAGCUCGAAACUACAGUCCGCACUCAUUCCUUCUCUUGAGAGAAUAAUUCUGGUCAACAACUCCUCCGGCCGAGUAGAUAUAUCGUCAUAUAAAAGCCUAACGCCCUUUUCCUCCGUCAUGUCCCAAUUACCGGGAGACUGCCGACCAUUGCCGGGGCAAAACCUCUCCCCGCAAGAUAUUGUCAACAUUCAAUUCACAUCUGGAACUACCGCAAUGCCAAAGGCGGCUUGCCUCAGUCACCACUCUAUUCUAAAUAACGGUUCCCAAAUCGGUGAUCGUAUGCUACUUACUCCGAACGACAUUGUCUGCUGCCCUCCACCAAUGUUCCAUUGCUUUGGUUCUAUCUUGGGGUAUAUGGCGACAGCAACUCACGGAUCUUCCAUUGUAUUCCCAAGCGAGUCGUUCAAUGCUCGUGCUGCAUUGCAAGCAGUGCAAGAAGAGAAAUGUACGGCACUUUACGGGGUGCCCACGAUGUUCCUCGAGGAGCUUGGUCUCAUUGCCUCGGGUGAGGUUUCCGGGGAUGGCUUUCAGCAAUUGCGAACUGGAAUCGCGGCUGGGAGCAGUAUCCCCGCAGAACUGAUGAAAAAGCUUCAUAAAGUAUUGAACUUGACCGAACUGACAAUUUGUUAUGGAAUGACAGAGACAAGUCCUGUCUCUGCAAUGACAGCCACCGACGAUCCUAUAUCAAAGAGAAUCAGUACCGUUGGAAGACUGAUGCCACAUGUUGAGGCUAAAAUCGUGGACCCGGUAGACAAAACACAAACCCUUCCAAUUGGAACCCGUGGGGAGCUGGCGGUUAGUGGCUACCUUCUCAUGAAGGAGUAUUGGGGCGACCCUGUAAAGACUGCAGAGGUUAUGAUUGCAGAUGCUACUGGGAAGAUGUGGAUGCAUACUGGAGACGAGGCAUCUAUCUCUGAGGAUGGAUAUGUUUCUAUAACAGGCCGCAUCAAGGAUUUGAUUAUCCGAGGCGGAGAGAACAUACAUCCCCUUGAAAUCGAGAAUUGUCUCUUGGCCCACCCUGGUGUUAUUGAUGUCUCUGUUGUCGGUGUACCGGAUGAGCGAUAUGGCGAGGUUGUCGCCAGCUUCAUAUCCGCCCGAGAUCAAGGCUCUAAGAUGGUUACUGCCGAGGAGAUACAGCAGUGGGUGCGUGAGCAUUUGAGCAACCAUCUUGCUCCUAAAUACGUAUUCUUUCUGGAUCCCACGGAAACAUUCCCGAAGACGGCAAGUGGAAAGAUUCAGAAGUUCAAGCUCAAGGAACAGGCGAUCAAGCUGAUUGCUGGCGCUUGA
Penicillium waksmanii is the source of this 2415-nucleotide messenger RNA. RefSeq lists its product as uncharacterized. Gene Ontology annotation, molecular function: medium-chain fatty acid-CoA ligase activity. Gene Ontology annotation, biological process: fatty acid metabolic process. The record is from RefSeq and is a predicted model, not a curated record. The transcript is spliced from 5 exons. Lineage: Eukaryota; Fungi; Ascomycota; Eurotiomycetes; Eurotiales; Aspergillaceae. Bases 1 to 2415 code for a protein of 804 amino acids.